CUCCUUAAAAAUCUUUUUAACCAUUAAAUGCUAGUUUCAGUCUUAGUUUAUCUCUAUUAGUCAAUAGGCAUAGUAUUAAACUUCAAAAAAAUAAUUGUUGUUAUAAUAAAAGCUAAAUAAAAAGCUACAAUAACAACAAACAAAAAUGGGUCUAUCAUUGUUGGCUAUGGUGUUGGUCUUAAGUUUGGUUGGACACGGUUUCGGGGCACCCAUGCAACCAAUGGGUCAAAUGCAAAUGCAAUUUCAAUCGGGAUUUGGUGGCCAACAACAACAACAGCAGCAACAAAGUGGCGGUUUCGGUGGUUUUCAGAAACAGAUGCAACAGCAAGUGAUCAAAGGUUUCGGCGAUAAUGAUGGCCAACAAAUGCAACAACAACAGCAACAGAUUGGCGGUAGUCAUCCACAUAAACAUCACCACCAUGAGACACAAUCAACACAACAACCAACACAACAAUCAACACAACAAACAACACCACAACCACAAUCCCAACCACAAUCCCAACCACAACCACAACCACAACCACAACCACAACCACAACCACAACCACAACCACAACCUGAAGUACAACCUCAAGCUCAACCUCAACCUCAACCCCAAGCCCAACCUCUACCCCAACCUGAGCUACAACCUCAAGCCCAACAACCUCAAGCCCAACAACCCCAACACCAACAACCUCAACAACCCCAAGCCCAACAACCCCAACCUCAACAACCCCAAGGCCAACAACCCCAACAACCCCAACCUCAACAACCCCAACCCCAACCUCAACAACCCCAACCUCAACAACCCCAACCCCAACCUCAACAACCCCAACCUCAACAACCCCAACCUCAACAACCCCAACCUCAACAACCCCAACCUCAACAACCCCAACCUCAACAACCCCAACCUCAACAACCCCAACCUCAACAACCUCAACCUCAACAACCCCAACCUCAACAACCCCAAGCCCAACAACCCCAACCCCAACCCCAACCCCAACCCCAACCCCAACCCCAACCCCAACCUCAACAACCCCAACCCCAAUCCCAACAGACAACAGCUCAACCAAAUGGCUCAACACAAGGACCUAAUGCUGUCACCGUUCAAACAGAAGGUUUAGGCGAUGUUUUAGGUCGUUAACAACAAUAACAAGUUGUUAUAAUAGGAUAGCAAUAAUAAAAUAUUUAUUUUUAAAAAAAAUAUUGUUUUCCCACAAAUAAUAUUAUUUCUACUAAUUUAAUGUAUAAUAAAAAAAAUUAAUUAAAUUAUUAUGUAUUUAUUGAU
Oppia nitens is the source of this 1267-nucleotide messenger RNA. RefSeq names its product protein TsetseEP-like. NCBI's taxonomy places the organism in Eukaryota, Metazoa, Arthropoda, Arachnida, Sarcoptiformes, Oppiidae. The transcript is spliced from 3 exons. The coding region runs from base 146 to 1123 and encodes 325 amino acids. The record is from RefSeq and is a predicted model, not a curated record.